Molecule: messenger RNA, 312 nt
Organism: Staurois parvus
Lineage: Eukaryota; Metazoa; Chordata; Amphibia; Anura; Ranidae
Source: the annotation of a GenBank genome assembly
CACUGAUGGCGCUGAUAGGCGGCACUGACUGCCACUGAGAGGUGGCACUGAUUGGCAGCACUGAUAGGUGACACUGAAAGCCAGCUCAGAUGGGCACUGAUAUGUGGCAUUGAUGUGCACUGGUAGGCAGUAAUAUGUGGCAUUGAUGUGGCACUGAUGGGCACUGGCAGGUGGCACUGCUGGGGCUACACUGAUCAUCAUGGCACACUGAUCAUCAGUGCCCUGAUGAUCACUGUCAUUGUGACAGCUGGUGAGGAAAGAAAUGCCGAUAAGCGGCAUUUCCCUAUUUACAUGCGAUCAGCUGUGAUUGGA